Mauremys reevesii (Reeves's turtle) is the source of this 5034-nucleotide messenger RNA. RefSeq names its product ubiquitin specific peptidase 4 (gene USP4). The coding region runs from base 124 to 3039 and encodes 971 amino acids. Gene Ontology annotation, molecular function: cysteine-type deubiquitinase activity. The record is from RefSeq and is a predicted model, not a curated record. Gene Ontology annotation, biological process: protein deubiquitination. Lineage: Eukaryota; Metazoa; Chordata; Testudines; Geoemydidae. The transcript is spliced from 21 exons.
AAUGCAUCAUUCCCCUGAAGAUGCCAUCGCUUGGCUAGGCGACUAUGCACACCCCACAUAAAUACCACAGGGAGCGGAUUUAAUGCCCAGUGAGGGCAGCGGUCUCAGUGAACGUUACUGCGCAUGCUUAGUGCCAGCCAAGCCGCACGUUCUGUCAAGCAGCCAGUCCCCCGGGUUUCCUGGCCGCGCGCGGGGCCCGCCUCCCGCAGGGGGGCUGCACUGCCAGGGGCGCCUGGAGCCCGGGCAGCUAGCGGCGGGACGGAGGAAGGCAGUGCGCCUGCGCACGUUGGCUGGUGGGCCAGGCCGGAUAUCCGCUGCAGGGCGAGGGGCAUCGGGUGCACAGACAUGGCGGUGGAGUUAGACCGUGGCCCGAGGCCGGAUGUCGGGGCCCAGCGGGCAGAGCUGGGGCCGCUGCUAGGGACAGCGCUGAGGCCGGGCGAGUCCUGGUAUUUGAUUGACAGUCGGUGGUUCAAACAGUGGAAGAAGUAUGUGGGUUUUGACAGCUGGGACAUGUACAACGUGGGUGAGCCUAACCUGUUUCCUGGACCCAUUGAUAACUCUGGACUCUUUGCAGAUCCAGAAAUACAGACCUUAAAAGAACAUCUCAUUGAUGAGCUGGAUUAUGUGUUGGUUCCCACUGAAGCCUGGAAUAAGCUAGUGAACUGGUAUGGCUGUAUAGAGGGGCAGCAACCUAUUGUAAGAAAAGUGGUGGAGUUCGGUCUGUUUGUGAAGCACUGUAAAGUAGAAGUUUAUCUCCUCGAACUGAAGCUGUGUGAAAAUAGUGAUCCUACCAAUGUGUUGACCUGUCAUUUCAGCAAAGCAGACACCAUUGCCACCAUUGAGAAGGAAAUGCAACAGCUGUUUAAUAUCCCCUGUGAGAAGGAAACUAGGUUAUGGAGCAGGUAUAUGAGUAACGCCUAUGAGCAGGUCAAUAAUCUGGACAGCACUGUACAAGAUGCAGGGCUCUAUCACGGUCAGGUGCUGUUAAUAGAAGUGAAGAAUGAAGAUGGUACAUGGCCUAGGCAGUCUCUUCCGGCAAAAGUCUCUGGCUUCUCCUACAACUCCUACAGCUGCAGGGAGUCCCCUUCCCUGUCACAGCCCGGCAUCUGUGGGCUCAGUAACUUGGGAAACACCUGCUUCAUGAACUCUGCAUUACAGUGUUUGAGUAACACCCCACCUCUGACUGAGUAUUUCCUGGAAGAUAGAUAUGAGGCUGAAAUAAAUCACGACAAUCCUCUGGGGAUGAGAGGAGAAAUUGCAGAAGCAUAUGCAGAGCUUAUUAAGCAGAUGUGGUCUGGGAGACACUCUCACGUGGCACCUCGUAUGUUCAAAACCCAGGUUGGCCGUUUUGCCCCUCAGUUCUCAGGGUACCAGCAGCAAGAUUCUCAGGAGCUCUUGGCAUUCCUCCUGGAUGGCUUGCACGAGGAUCUGAACCGAGUGAAGAAGAAGCCCUACUUGGAGCUCAAGGAUGCCAAUGGCAGGCCUGAUUCGGUGGUGGCGAAAGAAGCCUGGGAGAACCAUAGAUUAAGAAAUGACUCUAUCAUCGUGGAUAUUUUUCAUGGCCUUUUCAAAUCCACCCUGGUCUGUCCAAAAUGCUCUAAAGUUUCUGUGACUUUUGACCCUUUCUGCUAUUUAACUCUUCCAUUGCCCUUGAAGAAAGAUCGUUCCAUGGACGUUUCUCUGGUUUUUGCAGACCUGCAUCAUAGACCUACCCAGUAUCGGGUAGUUGUGCCAAUGAUGGGGGCUGUAUCAGACCUGUGUGAAGCUCUUUCCAAACUUUCCAAGAUCCCUGCAGAAAAUAUGGUGGUGACAGAUGUUUAUAAUCACCGAUUCCACAAAAUUUUCCAAAUGGAUGAAGGGUUAAGUCACAUCAUGCCAAAAGACAACAUCUUUGUAUAUGAAGUUUGCAAGUCAAGCGAGGAUGGCGCUGAGUGCAUCACUCUCUCUGUAUACUUCAGAGAAAAGAGAAUAAGACAGUCCAGCACUUCUUCGGGGACUGUUCUUUGUGGGCAGCCACUGCUAAUCUCUGUGCCAAAACACAAGCUCACUCUGGAUCACUUGUACGAUCUUGUCUUGGAGCAGAUUGGCCACUACGUUAAAUUCCCUCUGACAAAAGAAUAUUCUAGUGUACGCCUGGACAGUGGGAUCUGCAAUGGCUCCAGUGGUGGCUGCGAAGUUGAAGAGAUGGAACAUCAGGAUGGAGGUGAGGAGGGCAGGGAAAAAGCCUCAGAAACAGAUUCCUGCCAGUCAGAGGGCUGUGCACAUGAUUUGCUGGGGAAGGAAUGGCAGCAUCACAAGAAGCAUCUGUUCACCUUUAGCCUUGUGAAUUCCUAUGGGACCUCUGAGAUAAAUUCAAUUACAACAGAGGGGAAACUUCUAAAACUGAACUCCUAUGCCACCCUUGCUAUUGACUUGGAUCCAGACACUCGGAAGCUGCUGUUUGAUGAACAAGAGUCACAGGCAUUUGAAAAGGAUGAAAGUAUGUUACAGUCACAGAAGAAGAAAACUACUGUCGCUCUUAAAGACUGUAUAGAACUCUUUACUACAAUGGAAACGCUUGGUGAACAUGACCCUUGGUACUGCCCUAACUGCAAGAAGCAUCAGCAGGCCACAAAGAAGUUUGAUCUAUGGUCUUUGCCCAGGAUUUUGGUGGUGCAUUUAAAACGCUUCUCGUACAACAGAUACUGGAGGGAUAAACUUGACACUGUGGUUGAAUUCCCCAUCAGGGAUUUGAGCAUGUCUGAGUUUGUCUGUGACCCAGCAGCUGAUCCGUAUGUGUAUGACCUCAUUGCAGUGUCCAAUCACUAUGGAGCUAUGGGAGUAGGCCACUAUACUGCAUAUGCAAAGAACAAAGUGAAUGGCAAAUGGUACUACUUUGAUGACAGCAGUGUAUCAAUGGCUUCUGAAGAUCAAAUAGUGACAAAAGCCGCAUAUGUGCUAUUCUAUCAGCGGCGGGAUAGCAAGCAGCACGUAGCCCCGUCUCUGCCUGCAGAAAGUGAGCUGGCAUCGGAAGAGUGUGACGGCAUGGAUACCAACUGAGCCCAGCCUGCUGCGCUUAGACUGCUCGGUAGAGUUCUUUGUUUGACGCCAUGUCUGAAGCAUCUGAGAAUUGCUGUUCUGCCUUCAGUAGGAUUCUCAAGCAGGAAAUCUAGUGUUGGGAGUUUAGUGCCCGGUGUCAUAAGAUAGCACGGGGGAGCCAAGAAUGAGCUGACACAGGGUAUCUAGAGGCCAAAAAUUACAUAUAUCAAAGCUUCAAUAAAAUUUUUGUAAAUCUGGCUAGACUGUGUGGCUGGAGCUGGGAAAGGAGAGGCUUGGGCUGGGCUGAGUUGUGGGGCUGGAGCUGGGGCCUGGGGCGAAGAGGGUGACUGCAGGCUGUUGCAGAGAUUACAGAGAGGUGUCAUUUGGGCAUGAACGCUACUCCUGUGGUGUGUCUGUUGACAGCUCUGUGCGUAGCUGUCAGGCCCAGUCCAGAUUUUCUCUGUCUAAUCCCAUCAGCUUUAGUGUCCGGAAUUCCUGCUAUGGCUCCAGCAGUGCCUCUUCCACACUCCCCAGUCCACGUGGCCACAGCUCCUGGUGUCUCUUCUUCUUUCUGCCUUUGCACCUUUUUUCCUGUGCUGAGCAGCUGGGUGCAUUUGCUCUGGUCCCUGUAUGCUGGUGACAUCUUUGACUAUUCUGGACAGCUGAGCCAUGGGCCUUUCCUACAUUCAGACAUAUCAUUUUGGUCCCAAAAAAGUAGAAAGUUCAUUGGAAAUGAAAUGCAGCACCCCUGGCCACUGCUGCGUGGAGAGAGCUAUACUCUGAUUGCAAAAUAUACGCACUUCUAUGUGUACAAUAGGAUUUCAGCUCUGGCUCCUGCUGUUAGCACUAUCACAGGGUGAGGUCUCAGCCUUUGAGACCCUAAAUUCAGUCAGGUCUUGUCCUAUUCAUUCAUAUUUCACAGUCCUUUGUGCCAGUUCCCAUGGAAACCUGCUGAUGAUCCCUAGAAUGACAACCCCUCAAUUGAGUUUGUCCCCUUCCCCCACAGCCCUGUGAAACCAUGAGGGUUCUGUGCACCAGUGAUCACAGCUUCUGUGUGAUCUCCACAGCUGCUGUGUAGACAGCCUUACAUAGCACCCCCCCAGAUGCUAAUCCUUUCCAGGAGCUGGCCCAGUCAGAAAGUGGCCUCACUCCAGUCCAGCCCUCCCCAGUGCUAACUCUUCCGUUUCCCCAUUGCUGUCCACACUGGUUCCAUGCCACUACCACCCCAUACAGGCACUGCCAGCUGCCCAGGCCUCCCACUUGUUUAUUUCCUAGAAGUUAAGGGGGUGGGUGGGGGGAGGGAGGAAAGGCACCAUGUGGGAACGCACUACAGGAUUAAAGCUGCAUUCGCUAGGUUUGCUGUAAAGGAGAAGGGAGCUGCUGUGUCCCCAGCCCUCUGGUUAGCAUUGCGCUGCUGCUCUGCAGAGCAGCUCUUUUAAAGCACUGAGGUUUGAGUUGUUUAGCUCAGAAUUGCUGAUGCUUCUGCUGUUUGGUUCUUGGUUUGUUUGGGUUUUUACACCUGGCUUAAGUGGAUAUUAUGUUUCUUUUCUGUCUCCCUCACUAGGGGCUAAGUUUAAACUGUAGCACUGCACUGGGUUUUUUUGUUUAGCAUCUUUGAUUAUGGGGUUUCCACCUUUUUAAAGUAAAAAUUUGGGGAGACAGUGGGGAAAAGGUAAGAAAAGAUCCUGUUAAAAAUGAAGAACAACAUAAUGUAACAAAUGUGGUUCCCCUUCUAUAUUGACACAAGAAACCUUCCCAUUUUCCUUUGUAUGGUCAGACUGAAAAGGCAUCCAUCGGGCUGAAGGCUGAUUCUUGGAUGCUGAAUUGAAAUCUCUUCUAAUAUACUGCAGUUAAAAGGAUGACAGGAAUCUGGCCUUCUCCUCUGCCUGUCAGCUGAUUGGGUUCUGAUUGGUGUGUACAUUCUGUAUAAUGUCAAAUCUGCUUUUAGACUGGCACUUUGUAAGUGACUGGCUUUAUUGUACAAAGAGGAAAUAAAGAAGAGUGGUUUGCACUGAA